This is a messenger RNA of Acanthisitta chloris (rifleman), 3656 nucleotides long. RefSeq names its product polymerase (RNA) mitochondrial (DNA directed) (gene POLRMT). NCBI's taxonomy places the organism in Eukaryota, Metazoa, Chordata, Aves, Passeriformes, Acanthisittidae. The transcript has 20 exons. The record is from RefSeq and is a predicted model, not a curated record. Gene Ontology annotation, biological process: mitochondrial transcription. Gene Ontology annotation, cellular component: mitochondrial DNA-directed RNA polymerase complex. The annotation marks the transcript as partial. Gene Ontology annotation, molecular function: DNA-directed RNA polymerase activity; mitochondrial promoter sequence-specific DNA binding; protein binding.
GGAUCCCAUGGAGUGUCCUCAGGAGCUACUCCUCCGCCAGCACCAAGGAGAAGGCGAAGAGAAAUGGCAUAUGUGAGAGGACAGCGCUGCUGGAAGUGCUCAAAGCUCGGGCGAAGCAGCUCGAAGGCAGGAACGUCCCAGAGGUGACAGUCAGCAAGGUGGAGCUGGCCCCGCUGGGCACCAGCAAGCACCAGGACCCACAGCAGAAGGCUGUGGCCCCCAGCCCUGCUGAGGAGCAGCCUCUGGCACGGGCACGGGGCAAUGGCACAGUCCGGCACAGCCGCUGGCUCGAGAAGCUGGAGAAGGAGAUGCGUAUGAGGGAGCUGAAGGUGGAGAAGAAAUUAUCCACUGCUGCCUCCAGCCUGGCUCUGGAGAGCCAGGGCCAGGCCAAGCCAAAGGCAAAGCUAAAGGCUGAGUCAAAUGCUGAGGCAAAGACUAAACCAAAGGUCAAAGUAAAGGCUGAAACGAAACCCAAAGUAAAACCUGAGAAGAGCCUGAAGACCCCCAAGGCCCCAAAGGUGAAAGCAACACCUGCCUGGGGCCUCCACAGCAGGCCCAGGGCUGCAGCAGGGGAAGAGGGAGUGAGGGUGCCACGGUCUCGGAGGGUGCUGGAGGACAAGGACAGCAGCUACCGCAAGGUGCUGCAGCAGACCAUCCAGUCCAGCCUGGAGUGCUUCAUGUUCAUGCAGCAGCCCGAGGAGGCCGAGCGGCUCCUCCUGCAGUACCAGAACUCCCAAACCAAGCGGGGCCUGCUGGAUGUCGGUGCCUACAACAUCGUGAUGCGCAGCUGGGCCAAGAAGGGUGAGUUGCUGCGCAUCAGCAGGUUGUUCUCCAUGCUGAUGUCCAUUGGCCUCCAGCCCAGCCUGGAGUCCUACGGGGCAGCACUGGAGUGCAUGGGCCGGAACCAGGCGUCCCACAACGACAUCUGCAGGUACCUGCAGUGGCUGAAGAGUGAUGGCUUCCAUGUGGAUGAGCUCUUCCAAAAGUGCUCCUUUGAGGAAGAUGAGAAGGAGGAGGUGCUGAGGGCCAUCAGGAUUGUCCAGCCCAACUACCAGCUGCCUUCUCCACCCAACCCCCAGACCUGCAAGACUUCGCUGCUCAAGGACUUCUACUCCAAAAAGAAGGCAGUGUCAUACCCCAAACUGGAUUUCUCUCUGGAAGAGUUGCGAGAACGUUUCCAGCAGCAGCUGGAGAUGGAGCUGAACAACACCAUAACCAUCGAGUCAGUGGAGGCAGCCAAACCCCUGACGCCGCAGGCCGUCCGUGCGCGUGAGCUGCUGAGCACCCUCCGCUCCCAGUGGCAUGACACCAUCCUCCAGGCCCUGCAGAAGUCCAAGCACAGCAUGGCCAAGCGCAAGAGAAUGUCGAGGCACAACAGCAUCUACCCUUACCUGUGCCUGCUGCCAGAUGAGGAGUAUGUGGACAUCAUGCUGCAGGUCCUCAGUGCCCUCUCUCCACAAGGAGAGUCCCUGGCUGUCCUGGCCAGGGAGCUGAGCAACAAAGUCUACAACAAGUACGUCAUCCAGAGGAAGCUGCGCAGCCGCCACCUGGAGAAAGUGCAGGCAGUCUAUGAGAACUACAUUCACCUGCUGGCCAAGGACAGCCAGCCUGAGCCAUACUUGCCACGGGAAUACUGGGAGAAGCUGGUGGCAGAAGCAGGCUUUGGGCCAUCCCUGACCUCGAGGGACGGCAGCUGGCCCUACGUGCUCCUCAUGCGCCUGGGCAUGCACAUGCUGGAGCUUGUGGUGAAGUCUGUCAAGGUGCCCAGGAACAUUCUCAAUCCUCGCCUGGAGCCCAAACCUGUCCCCGUCCUCUACCACAUCUACUCCUUUCACAGCACCUGGCAGGUUGGGCUGAUAAAGCCCCAUCCCAUCCUCUCCCAGAUCCUGUCGGACGCUGCAGAGACCACGCUGACCUUCAACUCCUCGGCCAUGCCUAUGCUGUGCCCCCCAGUGCCCUGGACCUCCCCCCACUUCGGUGCCUUUGUCCUGAACGACACCAAGCUGAUGCGCUUCGUGGAGGGAGCCGUGCAGCACCAGCUGCUGCUGGACCAGUGUCCACUUGUCAACCUCCACCCCAUACUGGAUGCCCUGACCCAGCUGGGGAACUGCGCCUGGAAGAUCAACCAGCCAGUGCUGGAUAUCAUCAUCUCCAUUUUCAAUGACAAAGGCAGUGAGAAGUUGGACAUCCCCCCGCCCCUCUCCGAGGCCCCCAAACCUCCCAGUGCUCCUGGCCAUUCCUCCACCUGGAGCAAGACCCUGAAGCACGAGAUGCUGCUGUGCAAGAAGAAGACUGCAGAGAUGCACAGCCUGCGCAUGGACGCGCUCUACAAACUCUCUAUCGCCAACUACGUGCGGGACAAGGUGUUCUGGUUCCCUCACAACAUGGACUUCCGCGGCAGGACUUACCCCUGCCCACCCUACUUCAACCACCUGGGCAGCGACGCCACCCGUGCCAUCCUGCUGUUCGCAGAGGGGAGGCCACUGGGGCCCAAGGGCCUCGACUGGCUGAAGAUUCACCUCAUCAACCUGACGGGGCUGAAGAAGAAGAACGACCUGCAGGAGCGGCUGGAGUACGCCAACGAGAUCAUGGAGGAGAUCCUGGACUCGGCCGACCGCCCGCUCACGGGCAGGAAGUGGUGGAUGGACACCGAUGAGCCCUGGCAAGUCUUGGCAUGCUGCAUGGAAAUUGCCAAAGCCUCGAGGUCCCCAGAUCCAGCAGCCUACAUCUCCCACUUCCCAGUUCACCAGGACGGAUCCUGCAAUGGGCUGCAGCACUACGCCGCACUCGGCCGCGACCUCAUCGGCGCCGUCUCCGUCAACCUGAUGCCCUCCAGUGUCCCCCAGGAUGUCUACAGUGCCGUGGCACAGCAGGUGGAGGAGUUUCGGCAGAAGGACGCGGAGCGGGGGCUGAAGAUCGCGCAGGUGCUGCAAGGCUUCAUCAGCCGCAAGGUGGUGAAGCAGACGGUGAUGACAGUGGUGUAUGGCGUCAUCGAGAAACGCCUCAAGGAGAUCGACGACUUCCCCGAGGAAUGUUUGUGGGAAGCGUCUCACUACCUGGUGAAGCAGGUGUUCAACAGCAUCAAGGAGAUGUUCUCAGCGACUCGAGAUAUCCAGAACUGGCUGACGGAGAGUGCCAAGCUCAUCUCGCGGUCGGGGCAGACAGUGGAGUGGGUCACACCACUGGGGCUCCCCAUUGUGCAGCCCUACUUUCGCUCCAGGUCCACUGUGCUGAAUUGUGGCAUGCAGAACUUGAGUGUGAAAAGCUCCACCAUCAACCAGAAGCCUGACACCGUGAAGCAGAAGAAUGCCUUCCCCCCCAACUUCAUCCACUCCUUGGACUCCACACACAUGAUGCUCACGGCGCUGCACUGCCUCAGGCAGGGUCUGACCUUCGUCUCGGUCCACGAUUGCUACUGGACUCACGCGGUCACCGUGGACGUCAUGAACCAGAUCUGUCGGCAGCAGUUCGUGGCUCUGCACAGUGAGAAGAUCCUGCAGGAUCUGUCGGAGUUCAUGCUGGAGAAGUACUGCAGCUCCAGCACAGAGCCCAGAGCCCCUUGGCAGACGAAACUGAUGGAGCAGCUGUCAAGUGUUCCCAGGACAGGUGAAUUCAACCUGCACAAGGUGAUGGAUUCCACCUAUUUCUUCAGCUGA